AGAAUCCCUCUUUUCCCAAUCCCCUCUAUAUAAACCGCAAUUAUCCGAUCUUCCAACCGCUCGAAACAAUUCAUUCCAACAAAAAUCAAUCAAUCAAUUAAUCAGCCAAUCAAAACCGUUUAAUUUGAGCGGAAGCAAACGUUAAAUCAGUAGAGAGAGAGAUGUGCCUGGUGUUCGUGUGCGACGAAGAUGAGAGGGUGAUUGGGCGGCAGGCGGCGCCCGGAGCGUGUCCUUACUGCGGCGGAAUGGUGCAGGCUUUGGAUGUGCAGAGCAACUGGAGAUUCUGCUUCGUGCCGCUCUAUUUCAAAACCAAGCGCAAAUUAUACUGCUCAAUCUGUUCAAGGCGUUUGGUCGCCCAAUAACCAAUUCCUCUUCAUUUUUCCUUUUUCUUUUGUCACUUAUAACUUAUACUACCGGUUUCCUUUAGGACUGAGGAUUUUUUAUGAAGUUAGGACUGUAUGGAUAUUGUAUAUAUAUAAUUGUAUGGAUAUUGUAAGAUUAUUGUUAUACUUAUAUUUUAUGUAAUUAUGUUUUUUUACAAA
Molecule: messenger RNA, 542 nt
Organism: Salvia hispanica
Lineage: Eukaryota; Viridiplantae; Streptophyta; Magnoliopsida; Lamiales; Lamiaceae
Source: RefSeq, a predicted model, not a curated record